This is a messenger RNA of Cornus florida, 2221 nucleotides long. Its product is annotated as F-box/kelch-repeat protein At3g23880-like. The record is from RefSeq and is a predicted model, not a curated record. Lineage: Eukaryota; Viridiplantae; Streptophyta; Magnoliopsida; Cornales; Cornaceae. The transcript has 2 exons. Gene Ontology annotation, molecular function: protein binding. Bases 102 to 1271 code for a protein of 389 amino acids.
AUACACGAAGUAGGAAUCUAUUAAGUUCUACCCAACCUAACCUUAUUUGUGGAAAAUUGUUUUGAAAUAAGCUAGGGUUUAACUGCGAAAGCAUAGAGAUAAUGGCAAAAGGGAAAAGCAGAGCAUCGUCAAGAUCUAAUCUUUUUGCUCUCCCUGAAGAAAUCCUGAUUCAAAUCCUUGUUAGAUUGCCGGUAAAAUCACUAGUGCAAGUGAGGUCAAUCUGCAAAUCAUGGUACUCUCUAAUCACUGAUCGUAGCUUCAUUGAGUCACAUCUCAAACAUCAAACAAGCCCCAGCAACAACAACUGCAUUCCUCUCUUCCUCUUUAGGUACAAACCUGGUUGUGACAUUUACAGUCCCUGGCGUCACGCAAUACGCUAUGAUGAUGAAUCGUUUGGUGAGUAUUUUAAACCUAAGCUUCCAGUACAUAUCAGUUGCUUACGCGUAGGUGGGUCUUGUAAUGGUUUAGUUUGUCUGUAUGGGAGACCAAUAACGGCAUCAAGAUUGGGACCGCCCAUAUAUUUAUGGAACCCAGCACUUAGAAGAAUGAAAACCCUCCCAGAACCUCCAAGUCUUGAUCCCACUUUGGGUGCUUAUUAUAGUGUCUAUGUGGCCUUUGGCUUCGAUUACCGUGGUAAUGACUACAAGGUAGUGGAGAUUAUUUGCUUCCCACCAAAAUUACAUAAGAAUAGUUUGUUCAUAGUUAAUGUUUAUAAUCUAAGCACAGAUUCUUGGAGAAGAAUUAGUGUUGCCUCCCCUUCAUGUAAGAUUUGGAUUGGUGCCCUACCUGAAAUCAUGAAUGGAGCUGCUUAUUGGAUUGCAUCUGUGAAUAUGAAAAGUGAGAACUCUCUUUAUACCCUUUUGCAAUUCGAUUUGGGUGACGAAGUUUUUAGAGAGAUAAUACUGCCAGAUGGUGCUCGGUAUAUACUACCAGAAAUUGCGGUAUUGGGGGAAUCACUCUAUCUUUAUAAUUUUUGGGGGGGUAAAACUUAUCAGUGUGAUGUGUGGACAAUGGAGUGUAGCAAAGUGGGAAGUUGGACAAAACGAUUUACAUUUCGUUUUUCGGAUGCCAAUGUGAAUGAUUGGAGUAAGAUUGGCUUUAGAAGGAACGGUGAGAUUCUGCGACUAAAUCACAAAAAUUGUUUGGUGUCUUACAAUCUUGACAACAAGCAAGCUGAAGAUCUUGGAUUCCAUGCCUGUCGAAUUUCAUUUUUACAUUCUUAUGUGGAGAGCCUUAUUCUACUUCGUAAGGAAGAUUCUUAUUCCACGUGAUCAACAUAAAUUGACGUGCAUUGUGACCUGGCAGAUUUUUAUGAUGCAACAAUUCACUAGCAAACCAACAUCUCAAGAAGCAGCUGGAUUUUUAGGGGUGGCAUCAAUAUAUAAAAAUUAAAGAAACCAAGAAACGAUGAGAAGAAGAGGCAGUUUUUGUGCUUCUGACAUUGGAAUAGUCGGCAACUCAGGCUUUGGCAAGUUCAGGACUUGUAGGCACUGCUGGCAGCUAAUGCUUGUAUAUAGUUGACCCUCCCUAAUUCUCUAUUUAUCAACUCCUCCAAUUUGGAUCAUCAUGGGACUACCUAUCUCGCAUUUGGGUUCCAACCCGGAGUUGAUGACUACAAGAUUGUGAGGAUUUUGUGCUUGGGGCAUGAGAUGCAUAAACCCUACAAAAAUCAGAUCCUAAGGAUGUUUAUGGUCUAAGCACCGACUCUUGGAGAAGAAUUUAUGUUGCCCUUUCAUGUUAUUUUGCUGUGAAUGGAGCAGCAUAUUGGAUUGGAAUGAAGAAAACUGAUGACGGUUUUGGUUGGUUAUUUACUUGUGCGUUUUUUAGGAGGUAAUGCUGCUCAAUACUUUUAUCCAUACACCCCAGUUUUGGGGGAAUCACUUUAUUUUUUCUGAAUUUGUAAUUUUUUUUUUCCUAGUUGGUACUCACACACACAUGCCUCUACUGAGGUUCGAAUCCCUGACCUCUCUUUGAAAAGUAGGGGCUUGGUACCGCUAGGUCGGCCUGUUGGUUGAAUUUGUAAUUUGGAUGGGAGUGUAUGUUAUUAUGACGUAUGGACAAUGGAGUGUGGUGUGGUAAAAUGAGUUCUUGGACAAAACGACUAUUUAUUAAUUUCCGGGACAUAUAUUUGAAGCUAAUAGGCUUGAUAAAGAGCUGUGAACUGCUACAACUGAACCUCAAGAAUGAUCUGGUAUCUUAUAAUUUUGUGACCAAGCAUCUA